Messenger RNA from Rana temporaria (common frog), 1745 nucleotides. Its product is annotated as E3 ubiquitin/ISG15 ligase TRIM25-like. The record is from RefSeq and is a predicted model, not a curated record. NCBI's taxonomy places the organism in Eukaryota, Metazoa, Chordata, Amphibia, Anura, Ranidae. The transcript has 2 exons. Gene Ontology annotation, molecular function: zinc ion binding; protein binding. Bases 72 to 1601 code for a protein of 509 amino acids.
CCUGUGUUGGAGGAAGUCCCCCCUCCCAACUGCAUUCCUUCCCCCGUGUGUUUCUCUUCCUGGUUUCAGCGAUGGCGUCUGCAGACCUGAGAGCUGAGCUGGAAUGUUCCGUCUGUCUGAACAUUUAUACAGAUCCUGUAAUGCUGAGAUGCGGACACGACUUCUGCCGGGCCUGUAUCAAACGUGUGCUGGAUACACAACGUGAGGCUGGAGAUUACUUCUGUCCUGUGUGCCGAAAAAGGUUCAGGAGUCGUCCUGCACUGCAGAGGAACAUAACACUGCGUAACAUAGUGGAGAAUUUCCAGUCUGCUCAGCCAGAUCAGGAGGAUUCCGGGGUCUACUGUACUCACUGUGUGGACUCUCCUGUACCUGCUGUUAGAUCAUGUCUGCUCUGUGAGGUUUCUCUGUGUGAUAAACACCUGAGAGUCCACAAAAAGUCCCCAGAACACAUCUUAUGUGACCCCACCUUGUCCAUGGAGAGCAGGAAAUGCUCCAUCCAUAAGAAGAUCCUGGAGUAUUACUGCACCGAGGAUGAUACAUGUAUCUGUGUGACCUGCACUUUGGCCGGAGAACAUCGAGGACACCAGGUGGAGAUGCUGGAUGAGGCUUCUGAGAAGAAGAAAGAGACACUGAGGAAUGUUCUGCAGAAACUUCUGACAAAGAGAGAGGAGACGGAGGAAAGAGCCCAGAGUCUGCAGGAACACAGGAGGAAAGUAGAAGAAAAAGCAGCUGGUGACACCGAGAGAGUCACUGACCUGUUUAUAGAUCUCAGGAGACGUCUGGAUGAUCUGGAGGAGAAGUUCCAGGAUGAGAUUUCCAGGUGGGCACAGGGGGUCUCCAUCUGCAUGUCACAAAUGAUCCGGGAUCUGGAAAUAAAGAAGGAGGAGCUGUCCAGGAAGAUGCGUCACAUUGAGGAGCUGUGUAACACGACGGAUCCACUGAACAGAGAGAGACAUGAGAAGCUCCUCCAUGAUGGAGGGGGUCUGGAUAUAGCUCGGAUAUCACGUGGAUUACGUGCAUUGUCUGAUAUAAUCACACGGGUAAAUGUAGACUUCUAUAUACAGGAACCUGCAGACAUAUUACUGGAUGUAAACACAGCUCAUAAUACUCUCCAGAUAUCAGAUGACAGGAAAACUGUGUCCAGGUCAGAUAUAAACCAGAAGAGCCCCAAAACACCAGAGAGAUUUGUUGGUCAUCCUCAGGUGUUGAGCAGUCGGAGUUUCUCCUCAGGGAAACAUUACUGGGAUGUGGAAGUCGGGGGGUCAGAUGCAUGGAUAGUUGGAAUGUGUUACCCCAGUAUAGAGAGGGGAGCAAAGCCGUCAUUUAUUGGAUGGAAUAACAAGUCCUGGGGUUUGUUCAAAAAAGAUAACCAAAAUGUGGCGGUACAUGAAGGUAAAGGGACCCGCUUACUUGUUAACGUCAUUAAUAACAGAGUCAGGAUAUAUCUGGAUUAUGAGGCCGGGCGGAUCUCCUUUUAUGAUCUGUGUGGCCCGAUCCGACUCCUCCACACCUUCACCGCCACCUUCACUGAGCCCCUCCAUGCUGGGAUAUGGGUAUGGAGAGGUAUAAUAAAGCUCUGUGGGGGUAAUCAGAAGAUCUGAGAAAUCUGCCCCAGAGACUGGUGAUGUCACAUAGAGGAGGCAUUGAUUGGUGGAAUAUUCAACCAAUUAGAUAAGAUAGUGGGAGGGGGUCUUGUGUCUUGCAUGUUCUUCUACUAUAAAUAAAUAUAAGUGAGAUUUCCUUUA